AUGAUGGAGGAGGGUGCCUCGUCCCGCUACAAGGGCUCGUCCCGCUACAACGCUCCGCCCCGGUACCACCCCCCGACCCACUACCACCCCCCGCCCCACUACCACCCCCCGCCCCACUACCACACCUCGUCCCACUACAACGCCUCGUCCCACUACAACUCCCCGCCCUACUACUACGCCCCGCCGCAGUACUACUCCCCGCCGCACUACUACUCCCCGCCGCACUACUACUCCCCGCCGCACUACUACGCCCCGCCGCACUACUACGCCCCGCCCCACUACUACGCCCCGCCCCACUACUACGCCCCGCCCUACCACAACGCCUCGGCCCACUACAACGCCUCGGCCCACUACAACGCCUCGUCGCACUACAACGCCUCGUCGCACUAGAAGGCCUCGUCCCACUACAACGCGCCGACCCACAACAACGCGUCGACCCACUACAACACCUCGUCCUACUACAACGCCUCGACCUACUACAACGCCUCGACCUACUACAACGCCUCGACCCACUACAACGCGUCGGCCCA
Messenger RNA from Dermacentor albipictus, 530 nucleotides. The record is from RefSeq and is a predicted model, not a curated record. Lineage: Eukaryota; Metazoa; Arthropoda; Arachnida; Ixodida; Ixodidae.